Molecule: messenger RNA, 1362 nt
Organism: Yarrowia lipolytica CLIB122
Lineage: Eukaryota; Fungi; Ascomycota; Dipodascomycetes; Dipodascales
Biological process (GO): endocytosis; signal transduction; peptidyl-serine phosphorylation
Cellular component (GO): cytoplasm; nucleus
Molecular function (GO): protein serine/threonine kinase activity; ATP binding
Source: RefSeq, a predicted model, not a curated record
AUGUCUCACCAUCAAUCAUCCAACGUGGUGGGCGUCCACUACCGAGUGGGCAAGAAGAUCGGAGAAGGAUCAUUCGGCGUCAUCUUCGAAGGAGCCAACCUGCUUAAUACUCAGCAGGUGGCCAUCAAGUUCGAGCCCCGAAAGUCCGAAGCCCCCCAGCUCCGAGACGAGUACAGAACAUACAAGCAUCUGGCCGGCUGUGUAGGCAUCCCCAACGUCUACUACUUUGGCCAAGAGGGCCUGCACAACAUCCUGGUCAUCGAUCUGCUAGGCCCGUCACUCGAGGAUCUGUUUGACUGGUGUGGCCGACGAUUCUCCAUCAAGACCGUCGUCAUGGUUGCCAAGCAGAUGCUGUCACGAGUACAGACCAUCCACGAAAACCAUCUCAUCUACCGAGACAUCAAGCCUGACAACUUCCUGAUCGGCCGAGAGGGCACCAAGACAGCCUCUCUCAUCUACGUGGUUGACUUUGGAAUGGCCAAGCAGUACCGGGACCCCAAGACCAAACAGCACAUUCCCUACCGGGAACGAAAGUCGCUGAGCGGAACAGCACGAUACAUGUCCAUCAAUACGCAUCUGGGACGAGAGCAGUCGCGACGAGACGAUCUCGAAGCCCUCGGACACGUCUUCAUGUACUUUUUGCGGGGCGGUCUGCCUUGGCAGGGUCUCAAGGCUGCCACCAACAAGCAAAAGUACGAAAAGAUUGGCGAAAAGAAACAGACGACACACAUCAAGGAUCUGUGUGACGGCUUCCCCGAGCAGUUUGAGCAGUACCUAUCGUACGUCCGUGGCCUGGGCUUCGAGGAGACCCCUGACUACGACUACCUGCGGGCCCUGUUCACUCAGGCUCUCAAGUCGACCGGCGAGACCGAAGACGGAGUCUACGACUGGAUGAAGCUCAACGGCGGCAAGGGCUGGGAUUCGGGCAACAGAAAGCCCAAUCUGCAUGGCUAUGGCCACGCCUACCCGCCAGACCGGUCCGGCAACGCUAACUCGCGACAAGCCCACAUUUCGUCUGCGCGACUUAAUGCCACCCCUCCUCCCCUGCCCGAGCCCGCUGCUGUCGCCCGCCAGAACUCCAAGGGUCGACAUGGCGCCCGUAACCCUCAGGCCCGACUGUCCAAGAAUGCCCAGACUCCCGGCUACUACCAGCAGUCACCAAGCCAGAGUCACGGCGUGCAAGGUGGUGCUGGCGCUGGCACUGGAGCCAUGAGCUCGCAGCAGAAGCAGUCCAGCGUGCACCAGCAGCUGUCACAAUCUAACCAGGCUAACUAUAACCAGGCCACGGACCCGGCCAACGCCGAAUACGAGGCCCCCAAGAAGGGCUUCUGGGCCAAGAUCUCCGGCUUUUGCUGCGCUUAG